UCGCCCCACUCACACUCUCACAGAGCGCGGCGUUGACAGCCACUGAUCAACCCACUUUGUCGGGGUUUGUGUCUUCAUGCAAGAGUGCUGAAAAAGAAACUCUGACUUUCUUUUUAUUCUUGCAAAGCAAUCGUGCACAGCCAACCCGAAGAGACCGUCCACGGCUGCAAAAUUCACUGAAAAAGUGAAAACAAAAAACCUCUGAAGUUACUUUUUUCUAGAAUCCCCACUGUCUCUGCACAACAAUGUCUGGAGAGGACGCACCUGCCCAGCAGCAAAACGCCGUGGACCAGAAGCAGGACACCAAGCCCGCCGAGGAACCCAAAGCCGAGCCGCCCAAGACGGAGUCCGCGGAGGCAGCGGCCACCCCGGCGGUGACUACCGAGAAGGCCCCCGAGGAGGAGACGUUCACCUACCGCUCUCUGGUGCUCACCGGCUACGGAGGCUAUGAUAAAGUCAAGCUGCAGGUGAAGAAGGGCAAGCCGGUGCUCAAAGCUGGCGAGGUUAUGGUCCAAGUCAAGGUCUGCGGGCUCAACUUCGCCGACCUGAUGGCCAGACAGGGUCUCUACGACCGGCUGCCGUCCCCUCCGGUUACCCCGGGAAUGGAGUGCUCCGGGGUGGUGGAGGCUGUGGGAGAAGAAGUAACUGACAGAAAAGUUGGUGAUAAGGUGAUGGUGCUGAAUCGCUUUGGGUUGUGGCAAGAGGUGGCUGUGGUGCCAGCCGGCCACACCUUCCUUAUCCCAGAGGGAAUGAGUUUUGAGGAGGCAGCUGCCCUCUCAGUCAACUACAUCACCGCCUACCUGAUGCUGUUUGACUUUGGCAACCUGCGGCCCAACCAGAGCGUCCUCAUCCAUGCUGCUGCAGGUGGCGUUGGCAUUGCAGCCACUCAGCUGUGCAAGACUGUGAAAGAUGUGACCGUGUUCGGCACUGCGUCAGCAAGCAAACAUGAGGCCAUCAGUCAGGGUGGAGUCACGCAUGCCAUCGACUAUCGCACCAGGGACUAUGUGGAGGAAGUUCGCAAGAUCAGUCCAAAAGGGCUGGACAUUGUGCUCGACCCUCUCGGAGGAUCAGACACCCACAAGGCCUACAAUCUGCUAAAGCCUAUGGGAAAGCUCAUCACCUAUGGUGCAGCCAACAUGCUGGCGGGUCAGAGGAAGAACCUGAUCGCCGUGGCUAAGAACUGGUACCACCAGUUCUCCAUCCACACGCUCAGCCUUAUUCAAGGCAACAAGUCCGUAUGCGGAUUUCACCUGGGCUACCUGGACGGGGAGAUGGAGCUUAUCACCCAGGCCAUGAACACCAUCGUGGAUCUUUACAAGCAGGGCAAAGUCAAACCCCGCAUCGACUCUACCUGGCAUCUGGAGCAGGUUGGCGAUGCUAUGAGAAAGAUGCAGGAGAGGAACAACAUUGGCAAGGUGAUCCUCACCACCGAGCCAAUGCCGGAGGAGGAGAAAAAGGAGGAAACCAAGAAGGAGGACAAGAAAGAGGACAAGAAGAAGGAGGAUAAGAAGAAGGAUGACAAGAAGAAGGACGAUGGAAAGAAGGAGGAGAAGAAGGAUGACAAGAAGAAAGAGGAGCCUAAAAAAGAGGAGAAGAAGGAAGAGAAGGAGGAGGAGAAGAAGGAAGAGGUCAAGAAGGAGGAGAACUGAGAGGCAAAGAUGGAUAGUCAAGCAGACCAGCAGCAGGGAGUUUGUGUCCUGGGAGCAGGGGAGGUGGCAGGGUUGAGCUUGGUGGUGGAGUUGCAGAGGGAUGGAGGUGGAGUGGUAGCAAAGAUGGGAAGGAGUUGGGAUAAAUUUGAAAUUAUCGCACCAAUCUCAUUCUUUUACCUCCCCUCUGCCUCACCUACUGGGUGAUUACUCAGGCCUGGCUGCUCCCACCUCCCUUUUCCUCUUCUGUUCUUUAUAUUUGCCUCUAAAGAAAAUAUGAUCCUACAACCCCGUAUAUGCUCUAAUCUCAUCUCCCACCCUCUCCUCUCACAGUGUUAAUCGAUUUUUGCUAUUUGGAAACAAAGCAUCAGGAGAGCCUUGGAGGAUGGUGGGUUUGGUCCAAGCCUGGGGGCAAAUUACCAUCUCCCUGACAACCUUAAUCUCCUUUCACACUCUGGCCCCACCCUUGACCCCCGAGCCGCCUCUGCAUCUCGACUCCCACCAUGCUAAAUUGUUCUGCUCUGACUUCCACCUGCCACCUCCGCUUUCCCCCCUCACUGUGCUGAGUUCCCCCCCACCACCACACUCACCUCCCACAGCAUCACCAGCCGGACCCACAGACAGGCACCAAAGGCAGGCGGAUAAACCGAGAACCACACCCACCCACUUGUAUGUUGUUUUCUGUGUCCAGCUCAGUUAUGUCACUAAGGAUGAGUCAGAGAUGCAUCUGAUUGGCUGAUGCACCUCACCUCCCUUGGAGAUAUUUUCAUUGUAGUUUCUGAUCAUCAUGUUUAACUACUUAGGAGCUACUGAGCAAAAGAAAUGCUUUCCCAUCAAAUUCCAAUCAAGUUCAUGUCGUUGCUUUGCUUGAAUAUGAAUUUCCUCUCAUAAUGAACCUUUCUGUACUCUGUUGAAUAGAGUGGCUGAUAUUAUUUUCCAGCUUCCUUCUCCUUAGUUACAGAUUUUUCUGGCUAACCAACUGUUGGCAAGAAGUGCAGGGUGUCAAUUAAGAGAGAAAUUGUUUCUGUGCAAACACACAGACAUGCACGCUCUAAAUCCGAUGAAAGAGCCACUGUCGCACCACGACAGUGAGGUGCUUGAAUUGAGCAAGUGAAAAAGGUUAAGGGUUUUUUUGGGGGGGUAUUUGUUUUCCUUUGCUCCAGACAUUCUUUCCUCCCUGGUCGUCCAAGAGGAAUUUCAUUGCAUUCCAUACUUCCUUUCGAUCACGCUGACCCAGGAGAGGCAAAUUCAGCCGGAGCUGUUGUCCAUGCUUUGCCUCCCCACCUCUUCCCUCUUCCUCCUCUUUCUGUUUCCCUCUAUAUGGUCGGCAUAGCAACAGGCGUCAGGCUCGUCAGAGAUGGCUCUGUAGUCUCUCUUUUUUCCUCCUCUAAUUCCCUCUCUCUGUGCCUUGUUCUCUCUGGGUUUGCUAGCAUUUGGUCCUGUCAGCCAGUAUUUCAACAGGUUGUAGAUGUUUUAGUAAUAUGAAUAAAAGGAGAAGGUGAAGCAGUUUUUAAGCAUUUAAUAUCACUAACCUAAUUUCAACCUAGUAUAAAAUCUGAAAUUUUAUAUUGGCAGUUGGGUUCAUAUCCAGCUAAGUUUUUAUAAUUGUUAUUAAUGACUAAUAUUAAAACUACGUCAGUAACUCCAACAAUGAAAAUAACUGGAAUGUCCCUUUUAAUAAUUACAGGGUUGUGAAAAAGUAUUUACCCCCUUACAGAUUUCUUUAGUUUUUGCUUUGCUUGCUAAAUUAGCACCUUGAUCCCCCCUGAUAGACAUUGUAAAUUGCAUCUCGGUGUCAUCAGCUUUAAACAUGACUCUUGCCUGCCUGCCUGCCUGUCUCUGAGUCUGGCUUCACUGUUCAGACUCAGAUGGUGACUAGUGACUUUGUAAAAAACAAACAAAAAAGUUGUUUCCAAAAAACAAAUGGAAAAAAAAAAGUUUUUGUGUUGGCAUGAGUGGCCUCCCUCAUGUGCUGUGUGUGGUGUGCCAUUGUGUGUGAAGAUGUGUGUGUGUCCUCAGGUCGUUUGUCAGGUUUUAAAAUCCCCCACCCUACCUGCCACAUUUCCACCUCACACGACUCUGCUACAGUAUGAUGUAGCGUCACAACGACCCUCCUUCCACCUCCAUCUCCCCCUCCUGUCUGAUAAGAGGCCUGUGUUACGAGGACAGUUGGUAUUAGUAUUUUGCACUCUGCUCGCUGAUCUUAAUGCACUUGCAAGCAUGGCGGUGGCACUCCUGUCCCACCCUGGCUUUUGGGGGAGGUUGGGGGUGGUGUUUUGCUCUACAUUUGCAGCCUGUAUCUCAUCCUUGCAGUGCAGGUGGCACAAACACAUUCACUUGUGUGAAGGUCCCCCUCAUUUGGGCCAACUUUUCAAAUGCAUUUAAUUUCUCCUUGGCUGUGGGAAGCAAAAUGCGGAGCUGGGUGAAAUGGACUGGGGUGCAACCGCCAUACUGGUGUGGGGAGUGAUGUGCUCUGUCAGCCUCUGGUUAGUGUUCUGUUCUAAUCUGCUGGGCUCCCUUUGUGAACCUGUGGACGGUGCUUCUGUUCCAGAGUGCCAUGUGAGAAGCAAUUGCUUCAGUAAAAAAAAAAGAAAGAAAAAAUGUUUUACUUACUAUGUUAUUUUUGAUUUACCUUUAUAUUUUUGUUUGAUUUUUAGUUAUCCAAGGGUUUAAAGUUCAAAGCUCAUACAGUACUCUGUGGGGACCUGCUAACCUGCACUCCUUUUAAAUGUGAUAAAGUUUGGUUUUUUUUUUGUUGGUCCAAACCAUGUGUGCCAAAUUGUAUGUAUAUUCCUCUGUCAAUGCUUUGAAUAUUAACAGUGCAUAAAAAUAUAUUUAAAAAAAAGAUUCUGCCUUUGGAUGCAUUUCCAUCAACCCGGAAGGAGAAAAAUUUAGAUAUGUAUCAGUUUUGUAUUUCAGACUAUCCUGGGACUUUUUCCUUGUAGCUUUCAAAACGUUUGUGAGUUUUUAUUGGUUGUUCAGGCUAAGGUCGGCACGGAGUUUCUCUCCAUCCACAGAGGUUACCUCAAUUCAAAGUGUUUGUGUCAUUUUCUUCCACAAUCAGAGUAUCCUUCUGUUGUGUUUACAACUGUAACAGCAACUAAAAGGAAGGAGAGAUCAGGACUCAAAACUUCACUAAAAGGACAACUAGAUUUCCCUUAAAAUUCAAAAUUUGCUGCAUUCCUUUCUGUGCACAUGUUCCUGCACGCAUGUUUCCAAAUGGUCCGUAUAUCAAGUGAGGAAAGCAGAUGUUCUCAUACAGCUGUGCACUGAUGCAGAGACUGUAACAGCCCAACAAAGCCCAUCAUAUUGGCUGAUUGGCCCAAGCCUCCCCCAGACGCAACAUUUCCGCUUUACAGGCGCUCUCCGUUGACUGAAGCUGCACUGCAUCUGCAGAGCUUCUUGGCAAGUGCAGCAGUUUAGCAGACAGCCAAAAGUCCUCCCGGUAUCAGCCCCUUUUCCUCUGCACUCACUUUCACAGAAAAUAAAACAUGGGUUUGACAUCUGGAAUUUGAUAUUGCAUGCAUCCAUCUGCAUGUGGAAAACAGAUUAGGAUUUUUUUUUUUUCCUCCAGCAUUUUCCCAAUGGUCCUUUGGGGCUAAUGCCUUUGAGAUGAACUUAAUCAGUGAGGCGGUGCUUCACAUGUCUGGAUCUUCUGGUUAAGAUGAGGCCCACCACCUUCCUACUUUGGCAUGCCGUCUGGAAGCUUUUCCACGAUGGUGAACCCGGAUUGUAUGUCAUCUUGAAGUGGUUUCCCAACCAUUCCAGACACUUAUGCAAGAUCAACCCAAAUAUGCAUGGUGGGAAAAAAAGCAUUACAAUGUAAAAAUAGGCGAUGUUGUUUUCUUCUUAGAUAUGAUGGUGCCAAUUAACACCAGAAAUUUAGGGCCAGAAGACACAUGUUGAGGUCAGUAUUUCAAAUGCUCAUCUUCAUCUGCUCAUUUUUUCUUUAUAUGGUUUCUCAGGUCAUUCCGAACUGCAAUUUUCCUCACUACUAACACACACACACACACUGCUGUUCCACUAUGUUUAUGACACAAACUCCAAAUGUAUGAUUUUCCUUCACAACAUCCACUUCCAAUGUGAGAGGAGGAUCAGGCUGUGGUUCAUAUUGACUCAAACAACAUCUGCCUGCAGCUCGUAUGUUCUUAGCAGUCUCUUUUAAGGUAAUGCAAUGAACACAGCACAAUCUGCCUGGGCUUUUCAUGUACAGUACAAUAUUAGAAUGCAUGUUUAGUCAACCAGAAAAGAAAGCAUAUGUGUGUGUAGUGUCUCAUCAGUUCUACAUAGUAUUGUGGUGUGAAGGAGGAGAGUGCCAGUGCACCACAGAAUCCCUACUCUCAUCUUCAGCACGGGCAUCGCCAAGGCCUGCUGGUAAAGCCAGGUGACAUCUUAACCUAUCUCUGGGAAUGCUUUGGAAAGCUCACUUCACAUCCCUCCUCCUGUUAGGAGUUCUGCCAGCACUGGUCAUUUUUUACGCACAUCCAACAGGUGAUUUCUAGAUUUCCUUCACUCUGAUGUUUUUUGGGUUAAAAAGAAAAAACACAAAAAACACACUUCUCGUCUCGACUUUGUUUUUUAAACCCUUUGAACGGAUGCUGCUUCUGUGCUUGACUCUGGGUUUACUGCGUGGUGCCAUGCUGUCCACAUGGCCUUUAGAGCUUGUAACGCUUAAGUGUGUAAUGUUACCAUAUGCCUUACAUGUUUUCCAGGACUAAUAAAAAAAAGCAUUAAAAAAAA
Messenger RNA from Girardinichthys multiradiatus, 6386 nucleotides. RefSeq names its product synaptic vesicle membrane protein VAT-1 homolog. The transcript has 6 exons. NCBI's taxonomy places the organism in Eukaryota, Metazoa, Chordata, Actinopteri, Cyprinodontiformes, Goodeidae. Gene Ontology annotation, molecular function: zinc ion binding; oxidoreductase activity. The record is from RefSeq and is a predicted model, not a curated record. The coding region runs from base 246 to 1649 and encodes 467 amino acids.